AUGGCAAAUACAAAAGACUGGAAGCCAGAAGACUUCCCCUGUACCCUCACCCUCCACAUACCCUUUCCCACCCCGCACCUCGCGCAAACAGCGCAAUCCGCCCUCUCUGUCGACGCCGAGCUCUCGCCCUUUGUGCGCCGUUGCUUCAGCCUUACCACGCCAGCCGAUUCGACCGAGCAGUCUGUCCUGCAAGUCGAAUAUGCGGCGACUACGAACCGCAUGUUGCGUGUGGCUGUCAAUGGCUUUGUGGAGAGCGUGGGCGUCGUCAUUGGCGUCAUGAAGGAUUUGGAUACCGAUGUCGUGUAUGAGCCGACGAAAGAGGGGCUGCAGGGCGUGCAGGGCCUGGAUGCGAGUAUGGUUGGGUGA
This is a messenger RNA of Exserohilum turcica Et28A, 366 nucleotides long. RefSeq lists its product as uncharacterized. Lineage: Eukaryota; Fungi; Ascomycota; Dothideomycetes; Pleosporales; Pleosporaceae. The transcript has 2 exons. Gene Ontology annotation, cellular component: EKC/KEOPS complex. The coding region runs from base 1 to 366 and encodes 121 amino acids. The record is from RefSeq and is a predicted model, not a curated record.